Messenger RNA from Triticum urartu, 1647 nucleotides. Its product is annotated as putative folate-biopterin transporter 4. The record is from RefSeq and is a predicted model, not a curated record. Lineage: Eukaryota; Viridiplantae; Streptophyta; Magnoliopsida; Poales; Poaceae.
GAUUUCGACUUCUUCGUGGUGGUCGACUUCGAGGCGACGUGCGUGAAAGACGCGCGGAUCUUUCCGCAGGAAAUCAUUGAGUUCCCCGCCGUGCUCGUCGACGGCGCCACCGGCCGCAUCGAGUCGGCGUUUCGCAGGAUUGUGUCGGACUGUAUUCCAAUUAAGCAGAGGAAGCGUGUGCCCUAUUUGAUCAUUUCUAGUGGUCUUUCUCUAUUUCCAUAGCUUAUCAUUGGGAUGUCAGAACAUUUGAGGAGCUCAAGCAAUCUUUUUACGCUAAUGUUGAUUGUACAGAACUUGGGUUCUGCCAUGGCAGAUGUUGUUAUAGAUGCAAUGAUUGCAGAGGCAGUUCGAUCAGCAGGGCCAAAAUUUGCUGGUGAUCUCCAGUCAUCAAUGGCUGUAGGGGGGAUAUUUGGGAGCUUAUUGGGAGGAUACGCAUUGUCCAAUCUCCCAAUAAAUGCCAUUGAUAUUAUUUUCUCUGCUCUUCCACUGUUCCAACUAGUUACAUGUGUUUUCAUUAAGGAAUCUCCAAAAGGAUUUGAAAGUACGACAGAUAACGCCGCACAUGAUCAUGCUGAUGGUCAGAAUAUUGAUAGUGCUUUUGCUGGACAAGGCUCAGGUGAAUCUUUUAAAUAUGAGGGCACUAGGAAGCGAAAGGGUGCUCGUAAAAAGAGCAAAAGGAGAUCAUUAUCCAAACGAUCUGAAGCUCAUGAGAAGCACAAUAAAUCAGUUAAUUUAUACUCAUCUCUGAAAUCAGCCUUAGUCAGUUUAUGCACUGCUUUUAAGCAGCCAGCAAUUUUGCGCAGUUCCAAAUAUCUCAACAGUCAUGUUCUAUUAUCAAACGGAGGUUCUACAUCUGGAGAGGCAUCCUUCCUAGGGACUGCACGUGUGAUUGGGUGGUUCAAUCUAAUGCUUGGCACAUAUAUCUACAACCGCUACUUAAAGCAUAAAAAACUCAGGAAUAUUCUUAUGUUUGCACAUGUUGGCCUAGCGAUAAUUACUGUACUGGACAUUUUACUGGUGUCAAGAUUACACAUUCAGUAUGGAAUAGCAGACAAAUACAUGGUGCUGUGGGGCUCUGCUUUAGCCGAUGCAAUCAACCAAUUCAAGAUGAUGCCGUUCCUAAUCCUCUCAGGACAGCUUUGCCCGCCUGGAAUCGAGGGCACACUGUUUGCUCUGUUCAUGUCCAUUAACAACCUCAAUUCGACAUUAGGUUCAUUCCUUGGAGCUGCAUUGGCGUCAGCUUUGAACAUCUCGUCGGUACAGUUUGACAAUCUGGCGCUUGGCCUAGCUGUUCGGCUGCUGUGAACUCUCUUACCUAUCGGAUUUUUGUUUCUGAUUCCAAGGGACGUUACGGGACUAACAUCGGGUUACAGACUUGAUCAUCAUUUUUUCUGGACUGGUCUGGUCUGUAUUCCCUAGUCUUACUCAUACAUGCAUAUAGAGAAACCAAAUUGAAGCCAGCAGGAAGGUAGCUCAGUUUUGUUGUAAUAUGUAUACAGGCAUAUACUAGAAUGAGAGGAAGAGUGCAAUAACUGACAUUAUAAAGCGUUAAGCAAUGGCGAAACUGUGUAGCAAAUGUACUUGCGAGAACAUGUGUUACAUGGAAAGUAUUAUUGUUUAUUAUUAAGCUUUUGAUCUGUCUGUCAA